GUAGGCUGUUAGAAGUCCUGGACCAAGCUGCUCUGGAGACUGAAGCAGAACUGUAAGAGUUAUUGUCCUGCAGUGUUUUAUAUAACUUUUAUAAGUGAUCAUAGUUAUAGUAUAGUGGUAAAGAAAUACAACUACAGCAAAAAUCAAUGAAUGUAAGAAAACCGUUAUGUUUAAACUUAGUAUUUGAAAACCCCAAAACGAGAAAAUUUAGUUCAACCAUUAAACCAACCAAUUAAUGACUUAUCAUCUUUAACUACAGACUUAAUGGCUUAUUACUGAACUGUAUUAUUGCUAGUACUUUCCUGUGUGCACUGACAUAAAGGUAAGCUGCUGUAACAAAGAGUUUCCCUUCGGGGAUCAAUAAAGUAUUUCUGAUUCUGAUUCUGAUUAGAGAGCGGGAAACCCAUGCGCAUUUAAUAAUGACCAACAUUUAGAACUGCAUUAUUACCACAUAGCUAUAAUAAAGUCCAGCCAAUGGAUUUUUCACAACCUGGCAACCUAAAAUUGUUAAUGGUUUAUGACUUACACCUUAUUGAGCCCUGUUUAAAUGGUCCCUUAUUAUAAAGUGGUACCCACGUGUUGCUGUGUGAGUGGGUUUUGUGCACAUUAUAUUUAAAAUUUUGAUUAGAGUGAUUUUAGUUCUCCCUGUUGAGGGUCUUCCUGUUCACUGCGUUAAUCUGUUGUGAUGUUUGACGCUUGCCUGUAGCUGGUUGUGAAGAUACAUAUCUGGGUAAUAUCUGUGUCAGAAACUUCAGAGAGAGUGAUCUAACUGCCUGCCGCUGACUCGUCUGACAGCCCGCUGAUUUACAAUAUUUGUAGUUUUCUUCCUGACAUCAUGUUGCUCGUCAGCGUGCGCACUCUGCGCGCUCAUUGCCAAGAACAUAGCCUACUUUAGGGAGGCUGCCGAGUGGGGGGAGCGAGGAGAGACAGUAAUUUUUUCCUCUGGUCCUGAGGGGUCUCCUUCUCUAUAUAAGGCACUCUGAGCUGCUCAGGAGUUACACAGCUCCUAUGUGCUUCAGGAACACCGCCAGCAAGUAGCAGCCUGGUCCUCUCACAAGGGAAUAAUACAGCUCUCCAGCCAUCGGGGGGAAACUGCUCCGAAAUAUUCAAGCAACUGGAUAUUAACUGAGAGAGAUAGAGGUUGUGUCUGGGACUCUGAGGACGCUCACACACAAUCCGCUGUCUACUGUAGUCUGAAAGUCCAACCCAGACAGCUGAAGUGUCAGAAUGACCUGCGCUGCCAUGACCUGGCUCCCUGUCCUCUCCCUCUCUCUCUCCCUCCUGCUGUUGUGCAUCAGGGACUCGGCCUCCCUCUUCCUGCCUGAUUCCAAGGAGCUCAGGCAGCUGCUGAGCCGCUACGAGGAGGAAGCGGAUCAGAACAGCACAAGCAACACAGCUGGCAAUAGGACCCGACGAGCCAUCCGCUGGUCGGACCGUGAGGAGAUCCUCCAGCUGCACAACAAGCUGAGGGGCAGCGUCUACCCCACAGCCUCGAACAUGGAGUACAUGGUCUGGGAUGACGAGUUGGAGCGGUCUGCCACUCAGUGGUCAGAGGAGUGUCAGUGGGACCAUGGACCUCAGGACCUGCUCAUGUCUAUUGGACAAAACCUGGCUGUUCACUGGGGAAGAUACCGCUCUCCUGCCUUCCAUGUCCAGGCCUGGUAUGAUGAGGUGAAAGACUACACCUAUCCCUACCCCCAAGAGUGCAAUCCCUGGUGUCCAGAACGCUGCUCUGGGCCCAUGUGCACCCAUUAUACCCAGCUGGUCUGGGCAACCACUAGCCGAGUGGGCUGUGCUGUGCACGUGUGUCCAAGGAUGAACGUGUGGGGAGAAAUAUGGGAGAACGCCGUUUACCUUGUGUGCAACUAUUCCCCAAAGGGCAACUGGAUCGGUGAGGCUCCAUACCAGCAUGGCCGCCCUUGUUCCCAGUGCCCUCCCAGCUAUGGAGGAUCAUGUAGGAAUAACCUGUGCUACAAAGACUCUCAGCGCUCAGAGACAGAGGACAUGAAUGAGGUGGAGAAGCCUCAGGUUCCACUGCCACCUCGUACCACUGCCAAACCUGCCCCCAAGCCUAAACCGUCUGCUCCAAAGAAACCAGUGUCCAAACCCUCUGCUCCUAAUCCCACCACACCCAGGAUGCCAUCUUCAAAGACUCCCGGCAACACCUAUCUUGCUCAGAACAUUAAGUGUGAGACUAGACUGCGAGAUAAGUGUAGAGGCGCAACCUGCAACAGAUAUAAUUGUCCUGCUAAUUGUCUGAAUAAGAAAGGGAAAGUUUGGGGAACUCUCUUUUACGAUGUGCAAUCAAGUAUUUGCCGAGCUGCUAUCCAUUUUGGUGUCAUUGACAACAACGGAGGACUGGUUGACAUCACAAGAACGGACAAGUUUCCAUUCUUUGUCAGAGCCACAAAGAAUGGCAUUGAAUCCUUAAGUAAAUUUAAACCCGGGAAUGCCUUUGUGGUGGCCAAAGUGGAAGAAAUGACUGGUGACUGCUACACCACAGUGGCUGAAAUCUGCCCUUUCAAAAAGCCCUACUCACACUGUCCAAGAAUCUUCUGUCCAGCCAGCUGCAAGACUCAGCCGUCUUAUUGGUCACCUGUGAUUGGAAACAACAUCUACGCAGAUAGCUCCAGUAUUUGUAAAGCAGCCAUCCAUGCAGGGGUAAUCAAAGCAGACGGCGGUUUUGUGGAUGUUCUACCACUGGACAAGAGAAAGAACUACGUUGGAGUACUGAAAAAUGGUAUCCAGUCUGAGAGCAAGAGCAACACAGAGGGAGGCUCUUUCCGAGUCUUUGCUGUGAGGGAGUGAGACUUCAGUUCAGAAGUCGAAAGACCAACAGAGUCACCUCAACUGCUCUUGAAGAGCAGGAAGUGCCCACAGGUUGGAUACCAUGGCUGUUCAUCUGUCUCUGCGCCUUCAGAGGAAACAGAACGUCCCAGCAGACUGAUAGACACUUUUCCCUCUUAGUUCAUAAACAGUAGGCACCCAGUAAAAGUUGUUGUCCGAUAUUUUGAUGGACGUUUAUAUUCUCAGCUUUUAACUCCAGAUAUGGAUAUUUCUUAGACAUACUUACUUACUCUGUGAAUACAGAAUGUUUUUAUAUAUUAUAAUGCAUUGAACAGCUGGUGCUGGAAGUUUUGAGUUAGACAUGUUUUACAGAAAGUAUUAUGUUUACAUUGAUGUUCUUAUUACAAAUUCAAAUUGGUUUUCAUACACAGGAAUGUAUACUGAUCACACUGUAUUUAAUCAUUGUGUACAGAAUAUAUGAUAUUUUGUUUGUUUUAAAAAUGGAGUACCAUAUAUUAACAUUUUUAUGUCUAUUAUGAUUUAUUAUUUCAUUGGCUUUUUCUGCUCACCUGGAUAAUCUGUGCUUUUUACUCUUGAAGAUUAAGACUGUGAAACCAAAUCUUAGUCUAAAUUGUACUUAUAAGUUAAAUGGUAUGCUCAUUGCGAGUGAGGAUGUUUUGUUGGCUGGGUAGACCAGAACUUGUUGGGCAGAUACAAAAGGAGAGGAAAGAGUGUGGUAAAUGGAAAUGUAUACAGGCAGCAGGCACUGCUGUAGAUAGACAGUGCCCGACAUGUGGAGGUGAUUUAGUGAGCAUGUUACAUUGCUAAGUUCACUGUAUAGGAUACAAUAGCUGAUGCAGAUGGAUCAGAAUAAUGGCAAUAUUGUGGAUGCAUUAAAUAACAAUUACAGACAGUAGAUAUGUUUAAAACAACAAGCAGUCAUUUCAUAUUUAUUAUUGCUUAGUGCUUUCCUCAUUUCCUCAUUUCUCUUGAUUCUGUAAGAUGAAAAUGCUAAAUUUGUCCCCUCCCCACCUAAGACAGAUGAAUGUGUCACAUGUUUCAGGUACAGAUAGAGUUUUAUGUGUAGAGGCUAGACCAUAUUUUGAGCCGCGUGAAUGUGAUAACAUGUUAUCAUCAAACUGCAGUUUAUGCACUUUGGAACAAUUUACACUAUGCAGUGCAUGCAGGAUACAGACACCUGAAAUGUCUAUCAUUAUACUGGACUGAGGCACUGUUGCCAUUUGUACAGCCCUGAUUUGAAUACUUUUCUUAAAGAAACGCCUCAUUUUAUUGAAUUUUAGUUUAUUACUCUUUGUAUCUUUUCCCACGUUUCUGCUGUGUCACUUAAAUGCACAGCAAAAAAUACAUUUUAGCAUAGUUAGCAUCCCUCGUGGAAACUAAUGAAACAAAUGUAAAAUCCAUUUUGUGCUGCAGGACUGAGGUGUCCAGUUGGGGUCCUACAUAACACCAGAUAUAUUAUAGUACCAUUAAGCCUUGUCGCCCUAUCUGUGGGUUUCCUAGAGAUUACAAACAUGCUAAUAGAGAGUGUAAAAAACAAGACUGUAAAAACGUCACACAUACCUGGCCAAGAAAAAAUUGACUCACUAAAAUCUUUUCCUUCAAGCAUAUUUCAACUUUAUCUCUUUAUUCUACCUCAGUCUAUCGCUACGCUAGGCAUUUAGGUCUUUUCUAUAUGGGAAUUUUUAUGGGAAAUGCUAAAGCUUUUGUAAAGUUAUGGGAACUGUAAAUAUUAUGAUUUCUUGUUUUUGGAUAAUCCUUUUUGCAGUAAUAUAUCAUUAAAAUGUGUGAAUUUGUUUUAAUUGUGUUGUUUUUAUACAGGUGUACGAUGGGUUCUAUAUUUUUUAGCACAAUUUGAAAAUAAAGUAUGACAAAUGCCGCAACACAUGUUUUUGUGUUGGUACAA
Molecule: messenger RNA, 4711 nt
Organism: Siniperca chuatsi (mandarin fish)
Lineage: Eukaryota; Metazoa; Chordata; Actinopteri; Centrarchiformes; Sinipercidae
Gene: crispld2
Product: cysteine-rich secretory protein LCCL domain containing 2
Exons: 15
Coding region: 1228-2808 (526 amino acids)
Cellular component (GO): extracellular region
Source: RefSeq, a predicted model, not a curated record